Perkinsus marinus ATCC 50983 is the source of this 2464-nucleotide messenger RNA. RefSeq names its product succinate dehydrogenase, putative. NCBI's taxonomy places the organism in Eukaryota, Perkinsozoa, Perkinsida, Perkinsidae. The transcript has a single exon. The record is from RefSeq and is a predicted model, not a curated record. The annotation marks the transcript as partial.
AUGGUCGAGCAUUCUGGUAACUCGGUCAACUGGUUGAUGGAUAACUUCGAUCUCGAUUUGUCCCUCCUCGCUCGUUUGGGUGGCCACUCUGCCGAGCGUACCCAUCGUGGUAAGGAGCGUUUCCCCGGUAUGACCAUCACUUACGCCCAGAUUCAGAUGGCGGAGGCUAUUUCCAAGGCCCAGCCCAGCAGAUGCCAAAUCAUCAACAAGGCUCGCGCCACUGACCUCAUCAAGAAUGAGAAGGGUGAGGUUGUUGGUGUCGAGUACACCACUAAGGAUGGCCAGACCCAUAAGGUCUAUGGCCCUGUUAUCCUCGCUACUGGUGGUUUCGGUGCUGAUUUCUCCAAGGACGGUCUUCUCGCCAAGUACCGCCCCGAUCUCCUCAAGCUCUCUACCACCAAUGGUGAGCACUGCACUGGUGAUGGAAUCAAGAUGGGUAUGGCCGCCGGUGCCGACACUGUCGAUCUCGAGUGGGUACAGGUCCAUCCUACUGGUCUUGUUAACCCUAAGGAUCCCGACUGCAAGGUCAAGUUCCUCGCUGCUGAGGCUCUCCGUGGUGUUGGUGGUCUUCUCCUCGAUGCCGAUGGAAAGCGUUUCUCCAAUGAGCUCGGCCGUCGUGAUUACGUCUCCAACAGGAUGUUCGCCAACAAGGGACCUUUCCGCCUCGUCCUCAACUCCGCCGCUGCCAACGAUAUUCACUGGCAUGUCGAGCAUUACGAGGGCCGUGGUGUUAUGAAGCACUUCAAGAGUGGUUAUGAUCUCGCCAAGGAGAUGGGUAUCGCCCCCUCCACUCUCGAGGAGACCUUCAAGAGCUACAUUGAGGUUGGUGACAAGCAGACUGCCGAUCCUGACAAUGGUCCCUAUGAUGCCUACCCGUCUGGAAAGACUUGGGAUGAGUGGGGAAAGAAGUUCUUCAAGAACUACAACUACAAGAUGGAUGACGAGUUCGAUGUUGCCAUCGUCACUCCUCUCGUUCACUACUGCAUGGGUGGUUUGAAGAUCGAUACUACCGGUCAUGUUCUCGACAAGGAGGGUAAGCCCAUCCGCGGCCUCUAUGCCGCCGGUGAGCUCAUGGGAGGUGUUCACGGCAACAACCGUUUGGGUGGUAACUCUCUACUAGACUGUGUCGUCUUCGGUCGCCUCACUGGUAAGGACGCCGCCAAGACUUUCUUGCCUGCUCAUGAACACAUUCCUCUCAAGGAUCUCGCUGAUGGCUGUACCGAGGCCAGGCAAAGAGCCAUCGUUGUCGGUGGUGGUCUUGCUGGUUUCUCUGCUGCUAACACCAUCUUGGAACAGGGUGGAGAAGUCAUUCUUCUCGAUAAGUCUGCCUUCUGCGGCGGUAACUCCUCCAAGGCUACCUCUGGUAUUAACGGUUCUUGCACUAAGACCCAGAAGAGGCUCGGUGUUGAAGACUCCAACGAGCUCUUUGAGUCCGAUUGCAUGAAGGGUGGUUCCAAGAGCCCCGAGCUCAUCAAGACUAUGGUUGAGAACUCCGGAAACUCUGUUGACUGGCUCGUUGAUAACUUCGGUCUUGAUCUUUCCCUCCUUGCUCGUCUCGGUGGUCACUCUGCUGAGCGUACCCAUCGUGGUAAGGAGCGUUUCCCUGGUAUGACUAUUACCUAUGCUGAGAUUCAAAAAGCUGAGACCAUCUCUAAGGCUCUUCCUGAGAGGUGCCAGAUUGUCAACAAGGCUCGUGUCACCGAUCUUAUCAAGGACGAUGAGGGUGCCGUGAUUGGUGUCCAUUACGAGAAGGCUGGCAAGGGUUACUCUCUCUUUGGACCCGUUAUCCUCGCCACUGGUGGCUUCGGUGCCGAUUUCUCCAAGGACGGUCUUCUCGCCAAGUAUCGCCCCGAUCUUCUCAACCUGUCCACUACUAAUGGCGAGCACUGCACUGGUGAUGGAAUCAAGAUGGGUAUGGCCGCUGGUGCCGACACUGUCGAUCUCGAGUGGGUACAGGUCCAUCCUACUGGUCUUGUUAACCCUAAGGAUCCCGACUGCAAGGUCAAGUUCCUCGCUGCUGAGGCUCUCCGUGGUGUUGGUGGUCUUCUUCUCGAUGCCGAUGGACAGCGUUUCUCCAAUGAGCUCGGCCGUCGUGAUUACGUCUCCAACAGGAUGUUCGCCAACAAGGGACCUUUCCGCCUCGUCCUCAACUCCGCCGCUGCCAACGAUAUUCACUGGCAUGUCGAGCAUUACGAGGGCCGUGGUGUCAUGAAGCACUUCAAGAGUGGUUAUGAUCUCGCUAAGGAGAUGGGUAUCGCCCCCUCCACUCUUGAGCAGACCUUCAAGAGCUACAUUGAGGUUGGUGACAAGCAGACUGCCGAUCCUGACAAUGGUCCCUAUGAUGCCUAUCCGUCUGGAAAGACUUGGGAUGAGUGGGGAAAGAAGUUCUUCAAGAACUACAACUACAAGAUGGAUGACGAGUUCGAUGUUGCCAUCGUCACUCCUCUCGUUCACUACUGCAUGG